Xiphophorus couchianus (Monterrey platyfish) is the source of this 7235-nucleotide messenger RNA. Its product is annotated as obscurin-like. The coding region runs from base 44 to 5899 and encodes 1951 amino acids. Gene Ontology annotation, biological process: immune response; cell surface receptor signaling pathway. Lineage: Eukaryota; Metazoa; Chordata; Actinopteri; Cyprinodontiformes; Poeciliidae. The transcript is spliced from 26 exons. Gene Ontology annotation, cellular component: external side of plasma membrane. Gene Ontology annotation, molecular function: transmembrane signaling receptor activity. The record is from RefSeq and is a predicted model, not a curated record.
CAGGAGUCAGAGGAGCUGCAACGCUUUCUGUCUGGAUUUAAGCAUGGGCCGCACGUUGCUCUGUGUGCCGGGUGUUGUACUUCUCGGUGUACUCCUCUGCCGUGGAAACCCGACAGAUAAAACGAGGCCUGUCCUGACUGUGUCUCCAUCAUGGCUGAGUCCCGGAGCCUCAGUGACGCUGAACUGUGAGGUUAAGCCUUCUUCAGCAGGAUGGAGGUUCUACUGGUACAAAGCUGUUCCUGAAGCCUCCCAGGACAAAUACAAAUACGAGCUGGUGCCCGGCAGCGCCGGCGGGACCAAAAACGACCACUACAAAAUUAAUGGACAGAAACACACGGCAGGAUACGCAUGCAGAGCUGGACGAGGAACCCCGGAGCUUUUCACUCAGUACAGCGAACCGAAGCUUGUCUGGUCAGGAGCUUCUCACCCAGCAGCGUCUCUCACACUGAGUCCGAUGAAAAUAAAGCACUACACCGUCGAUGAAAUCCAACUGACGUGUAGCGGAAACUCUGCUGUCUGGAAAGUGAGGCGGUUCAGGCAGUACUACCCGUCGGACGCAUCGGACUGCUCCGCCUGGGGGAAAAUGACUGGACCCACGUGCAGCUUCAGCAGUCGCUGGUACCAGAAGGCGGUGUACUGGUGCGAGUCUGGAUCCGGAGAGUUCAGCAACGCAGUCAACGUCACUAUACACCCACCGAGGGCAGUCCUGACUGUGUCUCCAUUAUGGCUGAGUCCCAAAGCCCCGAUAACUCUGAGCUGUCAGGUGGAACCUCCGUCGACAUUAUGGAGGUACUACUGGUACAGAGCCGUUCCCGACCAGUCGAAGUACAGCUACAGAUACGACCCACUGCGCGGUACUCAUAAAGGGACUGCAACCAACUCGUACGCCACUCAGGGACAGAAGCACACAGCAGGAUACACAUGCAGAGCUGGAAGAGGAGACCCGGAGAUCUUCACUGAUUACAGUAAAAUCACACUGAGCUGGUCCGCAGAAUCUCAUCCGGCAGCUUCUCUCACGGUGAGUCCUACCAGGGAGAAACUUUUCACGGGCGAUGAAGUCCAGCUGAAGUGCAGCGGGAGCCCCGGCUCCUGGAGAGUGAGGAGGUUCAGACAGUCGUCCUACAACUCGGACGUGUCCGACUGCUUCAGCUGGGGCACCAUGUCCGGCUCCUUGUGUACCUUCCGCAGUCGCUGGCAGCAAACCGCCGUGUACUGGUGCGAGUCUGGAUCGGGACAGCUGAGCAACGCGAUCAACAUCACCAUACACGCCGCACCGAAGGCUGUCCUGACUGUGUCUAUGCAAUGGGCGAGUCCUGGAGCCUCGGUGACUCUGAGCUGUGAGGUUAAGCCUUCGUCACCAGGAUGGAAGUUCUACUGGUACAAAGCUGUUCCUGAACAGCCCGACACCUACAAAUACCUCCCACUGAAUGAGGGAACCCAUGACACGCUACAGGACUCCUACGUCGUCCAUGAUCAGAAACACACGGCAGGGUACGCAUGUAGAGCCGGAUGGGGAGUCCCAGAGUAUUUCACCAAUUACAGCGAGCCAAAGAUCGUCUGGUCUGCAGAUUCUCACCCGUCAGCAGCUCUCACGGUGAGUCCUGCCAGAGACAACCUUUACACUGUCGAUGAAGUCCAGCUGACAUGCACAGGAAGCUCUGGGGUCUGGAGAGUGAGGCGGUUCAGACCGUACUACCAGUCAGAUGUAUCGGACUGCUCCGUCUGGGGGACAAUGACUGAAUCCUCGUGCAUCUUCAGCAGUCCCCAGUACCACAAAGGAGUGUACUGGUGUGAGUCUGGAUCAGGAGAGUUCAGCAAUGCAGUCAACAUCACAAUACACGCUACGCCGAAGCCAGUCCUGACUGUGUCUACAUCGUGGCUGAGUCCUGGAGCCUCAGUGACUCUGAGCUGCGACAUUAAACCCGCAUCUGCAGAAUGGAGGUUCUACUGGAACAAAGCCGUUCCCGAUCUGCCGCAGAACAAGUACAGAUACGAGCUGCUGUCUGACAGCGUCAGCGGGACCGCUCAGGCGUCCUACGUCGUCCACGGAGAGACGCACACGGCUGUGUACGCCUGCAGGGCUGGAAGAGAAAAAGGGCAGUAUUUCACCGAUUACAGUGAACCAAAGUUUGUCUGGUCCGCAGAUUCUAACCCAGCAGCGUCUCUCACAGUGAGUCCUGACAGAGACAAACUUUACAUCGUUGACGACAUCCAGCUGAAAUGUACAGGCAGCUCUGGUGACUGGAGAGUGAGGCGGUUUAGACAAUCAUACUACAAGGCAGAUUUAUCGGACUGCUCCAGCUGGGGAACAAUGGCCGGACCCUUGUGCACCUUUAGCAAUCCCGUCUACCGCAGAGCAGUGUACUGGUGUGAGUCUGGAUCUGGACAGUUCAGCAAUGCGGUCAACAUCACUGUAGAAUCUGCACCAAAGCCCCAGCUGACUGUGUCUCCAUCAUGGCUGAGUCCUGGAGUCUCGGUGACUCUAAUCUGUGAGGUUAAACCUUCUUCUACGGGAUGGAGGUUCUACUGGUACAAAGCUGUUCCUCAUCUCUCAAAGAAGAGCUACAAAUAUGAUCCACUGCCUGACGUUACCGCAGGGACUGUAGAGAACGUCUACAUCGUCUAUGGACAGACGCACACAGCAGGAUACGUAUGCAGAGGUGGAAAACAAAACCCAGAGCUUUUCACCGAGUACAGUGAACCAAAGAUUGUCUGGUCUGCAGCUUCCAAUCCGGAAGCGUCUCUCACCGUGAGUCCCGAGAGAAAGAAACUUUUCACCAAUGAGAAAAUCCAACUGAUCUGCACGGGACGCUUGGCUGACUGGAGAGUGAGGAGGUUUCGACAAUCGUACUACCAGUCGGACUCGUCCAACUGCACCGUCUGGGGGAAGAUGACCGGCUCCUCGUGCACCUUCACAAGUCCAGAGAGCGACGAAGCGGUGUACUGGUGUGAGUCCGGAUCGGGAGAGUUCAGCAAUGCGGUCAACAUCACUUUAAAACCUGCACCAAGGCCCCAGCUGACUGUGUCUCCAUCAUGGCCGAGUCCUGGCGACUCAGUGACUCUGAGCUGUGAGGCUGAACCUCCAUCAGCAGGAUGGAGGUUCUACUGGUAUAAAGCUGUUCCAGAUCUAUCUAAUGGCUACACAUAUGAUCUGCUGGCCGAUAGCAUUAAGGGGACUGUGCAGGACUUCUAUGUCGUUCACGGUCAGACACACACAGCGGGGUACGCAUGCAGAGCUGGAGUCGGAAACCCACAGAUCUUCACCAAUUACAGUGAGCCAAAGAUCGUCUGGUCAGCAGAUUCUCACCCAGCAGCGUCUCUCGCAGUGAGUCCUGACAGAGAAAAAUUUUACAUCGUUGACGACAUCCAGCUGAAAUGUACAGGACGCUCUGCUGACUGGAGAGUGAGGCGGUUUAGCUAUUCACACGACCAGUCAGACUCAUCCGACUGCUCCAGCUGGGGAACAAUGACUGGAUCCUCGUGUACCUUCAGCAGUCCUGAGCAGCGCAGAGCAGUGUACUGGUGUGAGUCUGGAUCAGGAGAGUUCAGCAAUGCGGUCAACAUCACUGUAAACUAUGCACCAAAGCCCACACUGUUUGUGUCUCCAUCAUGGCCGAGUCCUGGAGCCUCAGUGACUCUAAGAUGUGAAGUUGAACCUCCAUCUGCGGAAUGGAGGUUCUACUGGUAUAAAGCUGUUCCUGAUCUUUCACAGAACAACUACACACAUGAUCCACUGUCUGACGUUACCGUAGGGACUGUAGAGAACGUCUACAUCGUCUUUGGACAGAAAAACACAGCAGGAUUUUCAUGUAGAGCCGGAAAACAAAACCCUGAGUAUUUCACUGCUUACAGUGAGCCAAGGUUUGUCUGGUCUGCAGAUUCUAACCCAGCAGCGUCUCUCACAGUGAGUCCUGACAGAGACAAACUUUACGUCGUUGACGACAUCCAGCUGAAAUGUACAGGAAGCUCUGCUGACUGGAGAGUGAGGCGGUUUAGACAAUCAUACGACCAGUCAGACGUAUCAGACUGCUCCAGCUGGGGAACAAUGACCAGAUCCUCGUGUAUGUUCAGCGAUCUCCAGUACAGCGUAGCUCUGUACUGGUGUGAGUCUGGAUCAGGAGAGUUCAGCAACGCAGUCAACAUCACCAUAAACUUUGUACAAACGCCCCGACUGACUGUGUCUCCGUCGUGGCUGAGUCCCGACGCCGCGGUGACUCUGCGCUGCGAGGUGGAGCCUCAGUCUGCAGGAAGGAGGUUCUACUGGUACAAAGCUGCUCCUGAUUUGUCGCAGAUUAAAUUCAAAUAUGAUUUGCUGCCUGACAGUGUCGAUGGGACAGUAGAGAACUCCUUCGUCAUUCACGAACAGAAACACACAGCAGGAUACGCGUGUAUAGCCGGAUGGGAAAACGUAGAGUAUUCCACUAAUUACAGUGAACCACAGUUUGUCUGGUCAGCUGAUGCUCACCCAGCAGCGUCUCUCACAGUGAGUCCCGUCAGAGAAAAACUUUUCACUUUCGACGAAGUCCAUCUGUCCUGCACAGGAAGCUCUGCUGAGUGGAGAGUGAAGAGGCUCACAGAAUCGUCCUACUCGGACUGCUCCAUCUGGGGGAUAAUGAUCGGAUCCCUGUGCAGCUUCAGCAGCCGCUGGUUCCAUAAAGCAGUGUACUGGUGUGAGUCUGGAUCCGGAGAGUUCAGCAACGCAGUGAACAUCACUAUACACCUUGCACCGAUGCUUCACCUGACUGUGUCUCCAUCAUGGCUGAGUCACGGAGCCUCAGUGAACCUGAACUGUGAGGUGGAUCCUCCGUCCGAAGGAUAUAGGUUCUACUGGUACGAAGCUGUUCCUGAUCUAUCAAGAAAUGGCUACAGAUAUGAGCUACUGCCUGAUAACGUCAACGGGACGAGGCAGGACUCCCUCGUCAUUCAUGGACAGAGGCACACAGCAGGAUAUGCAUGUAGGGUGGGAUAUGGAAACCCAGAGUUUCUCUCUCGAUACAGUGAACCAAAGUUUGUCUGUUCUCCAGUCUCCCGUCCAGCAGCUUCUCUCUCAGUGAGUCCUGACAGAGAGCAACACUUCACCUCUGAGUCUGUGACUCUGAACUGUGGAGGAAACUCUACUGAGUGGAGAGUGAUGGUGACGAGUGAAUUAAGCUUCUCAUCGUACACCGACUCCUGCUCCACCUGGGGGGCAAUGAAUGGAUCCUUGUGUACCUUCAGCAGUCCUCAGUACUCUAAAGCAACGUUGUGGUGCGAGUCUGAAUCAGGAGAGCUCAGCAACGCAGUCAACCUCACUGUACAAGAUGAAGAUCUUCUCCUGGUGAGCCCCGUCCAUCCUGUGACUGAAGGAGCUUCUGUUACUCUGAGCUGCAUAACGAGAGAAGAAAACAAACUUUCUAAUGUGACUUUCUAUCACAACAACAAACUGAGACAAAAUGACGACAGAGGAGAGCUGAAUAUCUCUGCAGUGUCUCAGUCAGAUGAAGGUUUCUACAAGUGUGAACAUUCAGGAAAAGUUUCUUCACAGAGCUGGGUGGCUGUUGAAGCUGUUUUAAAACAGAGCAGCUCUUCAUUUCCUGUAAUGUGGGCCGUCGGACCGGUUUGUGGAAUCGUCCUUGUUGUUCUCCUGCUGCUUCUGAUUCGCUUCAUAAGGUUCAAAGGCACUUCCUACUUCUACGACUUAGUGAGACCCACUAAAGAACCUGAAAACGAUCCAAAGAAAGGUCAAAGCAUCUCCUACUCUCUCCUAAACUUUAAAAACACUGGAAACAUGAGGUGCUAUCUGGAACCAGAUGACAGCCCUGUCAAUUAUGACUUGAGAGUAGGAGCUGCAGGAAGGUCCAGUUCAGCAGCAGCCAACGCAGCCGUUUACUCUGAAGUGAAAUCGGACUCUGGAUAUUGAUGAUGCUGUUUGGACUGAAUACUAGAGGGGUUUGUUCCAAAAGACAGCUUUAGAUAUAUAUUUUCAUAUGUACUUAAGUGAGUUAUGAUCCGGAUAUUGAAAUAUUUAAUUCAAGAUUGGUUCGAGAAAGCAAUGUAAUAUUCCAAUGUGAAACAAAACGCCUCCCAGUCAUGGAGAAAAUAACAAAGACAAAAAUACAGGAUAUGGUAAAAUGUACCUUAUUUCAAGAUGAAAUCAGAAAUAGGUGCAUUUAUCAUUUAUCCACAUUGGACUAUAAAAUAAAAAACUAAACCCGACGUAAAAAGGAGCGGAUUUACAGAUUAGGAAUGUUAUUUUACAAAGGGAGAGAUUGAGGUUUACAUUCUGGCUGUAUAGUUUUAAGUGACCACAGGGCAACAAAAACAAAUGUAUAUCACAACAUGGGCCAGUGGAGGCUUCUGAUAUGGGUGACACGGGCAACCGCCCAGGGUGGCAUCUUCUAGGGGGCAGCCUAUGCUCUGCCAACCCUUGCGGUGUCCCCCGCUCUCACAAUCGAGGGAUCUGAAUAAAGCACCUUCACCCCCAACUUGAUAGACUGACGAAUAUGCCUAGUUUGUUUACGUAACGGCAUAGUGAAAGGGUGAGGGGUUACUGUGGUCGCACAUGUUUCCGAGUUAAUCAGAAACAUGAUAAAGAGAGGAAGUCCCAGAUUGUAUAACUGCAUAACAUAAAAAGAGCAGUAACAGUGGGACUUUAACAAUGACUUUGAAGAACGACGUCUUCCUGAUGCUUGAAGAGUCAUUACACGUGGAAGGAAUAUUUACCGACUAGAGCAACAAGCAGGUGCAGCUCAAGUAAUGAUGAUGGGUUUGUUGCACAAGCCUGGGUGUAAAAAUGUCGAGCGUUUGGUUUUUCGUAACCACCUGCUGACAUGUCACGAGUUAGUGGAUUUCUGAACUUCCUGCCGAGUAGUGUCGAGCGACGGCCUCAGUCUGUGUUGCCAUGGACGACCGAGCCGUCACCGUCCAUGAUGGCUCAGCCUUUAAUGAAAAGGCUAAAGAUUGAUGAGAUGAAUGUUUCAUAAUGCACAUUUUGAAGCCAAUCUAUUAUGUUUACUUGUUGACCAGAUGUGUUAUGUUAUAAGAUAUUAAGUGGAAGGAAAUCUUUGUAUUGUGAUGAUUACUGAAGGCCGUUCCUGCUGUCACGGUUAAGUUAUAUCAAAUGAUUCUUUGCUGUUUCUUGGCUCUGACUUGCUAAUCACAUAAUGUUAAGUGAAAAUAAUUUUUUUUAUAUCUGUAAUGAAAAUUUGAGUUUGUGGUGAUUUUCACAUCGGCAAUAAAAACUUGAAUCUGUGAAA